AUACAACAAUACAAGAUUUACUAGUCGCUGAGCUUCCUAGGUACAAAAUGGCGGAUGGACAAUUUGGUUGUGGUCCGGCUAAAAGAGCUAGAGACACAAGGUCACCGGUUGAAUGGUGGUCACUAUUUGGUAGUGAAACACCCAACUUGCUAAAGUUUGCCAUGAAAGUAUUAAGCCUAACUUGUAGCUCAUCCGGAUGUGAGCGAAAUUGGAGUGUGUUUGAACACAUUCAUUCCAAAAAGAGGAAUAGGCUUGCACUAUCGCGUCUCAAUGAUCUAGUGUACAUUAAGUACAAUAGAACAUUGAAACGUCGUUAUGAUGCUCGUGAUCUCAUUGAUCCAAUUCGCUUGGAUAACAUUGAUGAUUCAAAUGAAUGGUUAGUUGGAUGCCCCGAAGAUCAAGAAGAUGAACUAGUAUAUGAGGAUGAUGAUCUUACUUGGGGUAGCGUUGCUACGGCAAUUGGAGCUGAUGAGAGUAUUCAUCAUCUUAGGGGACUUUCUUCAAGAUCAAGAGCACUUGACAAGGGCAAAGGAGUAGAAACUACAUCUACAAGUUCAACUUCAAGUAGGACUCGGACACUAAUUGAUGAAGACUACGAGGAGGAAGAAGAUGAGGAUCAAUAUAAUGAUGUAGAGGAUGUUGAUCUUCAAGAGUUGGAUAGUUUUGAAGAAGAAUAGACUUUUAGAGUUCUAGUAUUGUCUUUUGAAUUAUUGGGUCUUUAAAGUUCUAGACUUUUAGUAUCUACUUUUAGUUUUUGAAUUGAAAUAUUUGCUAAUAUAU
Solanum verrucosum is the source of this 780-nucleotide messenger RNA. RefSeq lists its product as uncharacterized. Lineage: Eukaryota; Viridiplantae; Streptophyta; Magnoliopsida; Solanales; Solanaceae. The record is from RefSeq and is a predicted model, not a curated record. The transcript has 3 exons. Bases 48 to 677 code for a protein of 209 amino acids. Gene Ontology annotation, molecular function: protein dimerization activity.